Molecule: messenger RNA, 954 nt
Organism: Verticillium alfalfae VaMs.102
Lineage: Eukaryota; Fungi; Ascomycota; Sordariomycetes; Glomerellales; Plectosphaerellaceae
Exons: 6
Coding region: 1-954 (317 amino acids)
Biological process (GO): tRNA modification
Molecular function (GO): RNA binding
Source: RefSeq, a predicted model, not a curated record
AUGUCGGAUGCUCCCAAGAGGAAACAGGGCGGCCAAGGCGGCGGUGGAGAUAGGCCCUUUAAGAAGAGCAAGGGCGGCAACGCGGGGGCCUGGCAGACGACGGCGCACAAGUUGAACCUGGCCAAGCUGAGUGAGAAGGAUGCGCAUCUCGAGGCCGGAGGGCAGGGUAUCUGGGUGACAUUUGUCCGGGGCAUGGACCGCAAGGCGAUUGUCGAGUUUGAGAAGCUCUGCAACGAGCUCGGCGAGACGAUGUACGGGAUUGCACCUCCUGCGGACGAGGCGGCGGUGCCCGGGGAAGACGACGAGGACGACAUUGAGGCGUCGAUCCGCAAGGAGAUGGAGGGUUUCAAGUCUCAGGAGCCCAAGCCCAAGGGGGCGUUCGCCAUUGUGCGUGCCGACAUUGAGUGCGUCUUCUUCCUCAAAACGCGGGAGCCCGUCGACCCUGUCGCGUUGUGUCGGCGCAUGUGCACGGAUGCCAAGGGGUGCGCCACCGUCAUGGAGAGGAAGACCAGGCAGGCGCUCGCACCGUGGUUCCAGGGCGUCAAGGCGGAGGAUGCGAGCGAGGACGCGCAGAAGGACGCUGCUGGCGAGGGUCAGGCGCCUUACACGUACGCGAUCAGGCCUUCGAUCCGUGCCAACAGCGACAUCAAGCGCAACGAGGUCAUUGAUCAGGUGGCGGGCUUGAUUGGCAAGCAACACAAGGUCAACCUGGAUAAUCCAGACAAGGUCAUCCUUAUUGAUGUUUACAAGAACUUCUGCGGCAUGAGCGUCGUCGAUGGAAAGGAGUGGGAGGAGCUCAAGCGCUACAACAUCAACGAGCUUCACAAGGCAGUAGCGAAGCCCAAGGGAGGCAACAAGGCGGCUGAGGCUGAUGCUGUGGCUGCGUCUUCAGACGCGCCGGCGCCCGUGGUUGUAAAUGAGACGCACGACGAGGAGGCGAAAGCGAGCUCGUGA